Molecule: messenger RNA, 579 nt
Organism: Homarus americanus (American lobster)
Lineage: Eukaryota; Metazoa; Arthropoda; Malacostraca; Decapoda; Nephropidae
Product: extensin-like
Exons: 1
Coding region: 1-579 (192 amino acids)
Source: RefSeq, a predicted model, not a curated record
AUGGUCGCCAGUCGACCACUGCCCAGACACAAGACUAAACCAGCAUGGAUGGUCCCCAGUCGACCACUGCCCAGACACAAAACUAAACCAGCAUGGAUGGUCCCCAGUCGACCACUGCCCAGACACAAAACUAAACCAGCAUGGAUGGUCCCCAGUCGACCACUGCCCGACACAAAACUAAACCAGCAUGGAUGGUCCCCAGUCGACCACUGCCCAGACCACAAAACUAAACCAUGGAUGGUCCCCAUGAUACUGCCCAGACACAAGACUAAACCAGCAUGGAAGGUCGCCAGUCGACCACUGCCCAGACACAAGACUAAACCAGCAUGGAAGGUCGCCAGUCGACCACUGCCCAGACACAAGACUAAACCAGCAUGGAAGGUCGCCAGUCGACCACUGCCCAGACACAAAACUAAACCAGCAUGGAAGGUCGCCAGUCGACCACUGCCCAGACACAAAACUAAACCAGCAUGGAAGGUCGCCAGUCGACCACUGCCCAGACACAAGACUAAACCAGCAUGGAAGGUCGCCAGUCGACCACUGCCCAGACACAAGACUAAACCAGCCUUAGUUCAGUGA